ACCAUGUUCUCCCGGAAGAAGCGUGAGUUGAUGAAGACCCCCUCCAUCUCCAAGAAGAGCCGCGCAGGGAGCCCCAUCCCGCAGACUUUGCCGGUAAGUGCGGUGGGGAGGGAAGGAUGGGAUGGCAGGAGGGAUGCGAGGAGGAAGGAAAUGAGGAAGGACUCCACCGACGGGGCCGGGGGGACUUUGCUCCAGAUGAAGGGGAUGCAGCAACAGCCGAAGGAUCCGGCACGCAGGGCUGGGGCUGCAGCAGAACAUGGAGAGGUGGUGGAGGGACCGAGAGACCCCGACUGCUCAGGGGCAGGAGCAGGGGAAGUGAGGCUUGGCCAGCCCCACACCACGGCUCUGUUAUGGGUUUAUUUACUCAUCGGUGACCCGGAGUGUAAGAGGAAGCGCUUCUCCUCUGUGGGGCGGCCAGCAGACGGGGUUCCUCAGCCCGCCCCGCGCCUGCGCUGCUCCCCAACCCACGGGACGGGGCCACCGGCCUCAGCCCGCCCGCAGCUCCUCGCAGGGUCACCCAUCCCCAUCCUCAUCCCCACCUCUUCCCCACGGUUCUCCCCGGCUGAGGGGUCUAUGGGUGGGCGCAGCCUGCAGGCGCUGGGAUGCUCGGCCGGGCGGCGGGGCGGAACAGCUACAGCCCCUACGCUGCCGGGCGCCGCAGGACGGGGACGGUCAACUCUCCAAAGCUCUCCCUGGAUUCGCUGCCCCGCUCGCCCUCCGUGCGGCUGACGGAUCUGUCCCGCAAGGACUGCCUGGAAGCUCCCAGUUCUGGGGAGCUGCCCCCCACCAGCUCCAAACUCAGCAGCAGUCCCAGCGCUGUGGGCACCCUGAAACGCCCCACCAGCCUCAGCCGCCAUGCCAGCGCCGCCGGCUUCCCUCUCACUGCUGCCAACCCCAGGGCUGUCCCUAAGGGUCACAAGACCCCCACAUCCUACAGCCCCAUGGAGGGUGGGGAGGGUCUUUUCAUCGAUGUGGAGGACAUCUCCCAGCUGCUGACCGAUGUGGCGCGGUUCGCGGAUGCCCUGGAGAACCUGCGGGACGUGGUGCUGCGUGAUGACCCCAAGGAGUCCCAGCGGCCACAGGCUCACGAGUGUCUGGGCGAAACUCUGCGGGUGCUGCGCCAGGUGAUCAACAAAUACCCACUGCUCAACACUCUGGAGACACUGACAGCAGCAGGGACCCUCAUAUCCAAAGUGAAGGGCUUCCAUUAUGAAUCCAACAACGAGACAGACAAGAGGGAGUUUGAGAAAGCUGUGGAAACCAUCGCGGUGUCCUUCAGCAGCACCGUCUCUGAGUUCCUCAUGGGGGAGGUGGACAGCAGCACCAUCCUCUCCAUCCCACCCAGUGAUCAGAAUCAGUCUAUGGAGAGCCUCUAUGGGGGGAUUCCUGGGCCUGGAGGGGAUGGUGUGCUCUCGGGCAUGGAGAGCUAUGACACAGUCCGUCCGGCGGCUGAGGAGGUGGAUGUGAUGCUGCAGCGCUGUGAGGGAGGUGUGGAUGCUGCCCUGCAGUAUGCCAAGAACAUCUCCAAGUACAUGAAAGACCUCAUCGGGUACCUGGAGAAAAGGACAGCGCUGGAAAUGGAGUUUGGCUCAGCCCUCACCCUGGUUCUCCUCCUUUGGCAGCAAGACGCAGAGGUGAACCUGCGGAAGGCCAAGCAGGUGUACAUGCAGCGCAGCGAGGAGCACGAAAAGGCCAAAUAUAUGGCAGUGAGAGCAGAGGAGGAGCAGCAGAGCACCGCCAGCAACGUCACCACCAAAACCCUGGACAAGAAGAGGCGGCUGGAAGAGGAGGCCAAGAACAAGGCAGAAGAGGCCAUGGCCACCUACCGGACCCUCGUGGCAGAUGCCAACACGCAGAAGCAGGAGCUGGAGGACACCAAGGUGAACUCCCUGAGACAGAUCCACGAGCUGAUCAAACAGAGCGACCAGGUCAUCAAACUGGCCACCAUCGCCUUCUAUCAGAUCAUGCACAUGCAGACAGCGCCGCUGCCCGUUUAUUUCCAAACUCUGUGUGAGAGCAGCAAGCUGUACGACCCCGGGCAGCAAUACGCCUCCCAUGUCAAGCAGCUGCAGCGAGGGGAUGAACCCGACACGCAGUACGACUUCGAGCCCUACGUGUCCCACAACGCCUGGUCCCCCUUCACCCGCACACGGAAGGGCAGCUUCAACGCCAGCGACUUCUCCACGAGUGGUGGCUCUGAUGGGGCUGGGCUGCCCAGGGAUGGGAGCAGCACAGAUGGACCCAGAGAGACCCAGGGUGGGACGCUGGCAGAGCGCAGAGCAGGGAGGGGACACCAGGUGCACAAAUCCUGGCCGACCACCUCCGAAGCUGACAGCAGCCUGGAUUCCAGCACAGGAGAGUUCAGCCACAAACUGCAACGCUUGUCAUCCAAUGGCACCAUGUCCUCCAGCGAGGAGCUGGGAGAGAAGGAUGAGAACGCUGCAUCCUUUGAGCAGAGCAUCAAUGGGAUCACCCCAGAGAUGGCAGCACCCACGGGACCCUUCCGGAACGUGGGUUUGUCCAGGGCAGCCCAGACCCACCGGCUGAGGAAGCUGCGGACCCCCUCCAAAUGCAGGGAAUGUAACAGCUACGUGUAUUUCCAGGGGGCAGAAUGUGAGGAGUGCUACCUGGCGUGCCACAAGAAGUGCUUGGAGACCUUGGCCAUCCAAUGUGGGCACAAGAAGCUCCAGGGGAAGCUGCAGCUUUUUGGGCAGGACUUCCUGAAGGCGUCUCAGGGCAGCGCUGAUGGCAUCCCCUUCAUCGUCAAGAAGUGCAUCUCUGAGAUUGAGAAGCGGGCGCUGAAAACCAAGGGCAUCUACAGGGUGAACGGUGUGAAGACCCGCGUGGAGAAACUCUGCCAGGCCUUUGAGAACGGGAAGGAGCUGGUGGAGCUUUCCCAGGCAUCCCCACACGACAUCAGCAACGUGCUGAAGCUCUACCUGAGACAGCUGCCCGAACCCAUCGUGCCGUUCCGGAUGUACAACGCGCUGAUGGGAGCAGCCAAGGAGAGCCUGCAGGGAGGCACUGAAGCCAAAGGGAGGAGUGGGAAAGGGGGUCCGGAGCUGGUAGACAAAGGAGCCGACACCGACCGAGUGGUGGUGAACCUGGUGCUGAAACUGAAGGAGCUGCUGAAGGAACUCCCGUGGGAAAACAGAGCCACGCUGCAGUACCUCCUGGAGCACCUGAGGAGGAUCGUGGAGGUGGAGCAGGACAACAAGAUGACCUCCAGCAAUCUGGGCAUCGUCUUCGGGCCGACGUUGCUGCGGCCACGACCCACGGAUGCCACCAUCUCUCUGUCCUCGCUGGUGGAUUACCCCCACCAGGCACGCGUCAUCGAGGCGCUCAUCAUCUUCUACCCCACCGUCUUUGAGGACAAGGACAGCACGCUGACUGCUGACGACAGUGAAUUCACCCCGGACGAGCCCACGGCCGCUCCGUGCCCACAGCCCCCGGGGAAGGGCGACCUGGGGUACAACGUGGGAGCUUUUGGGGAGCCCAGCGAGAGGUCGGUGGAUUCUGACUCAGAACUGGAGGACGGCGGGGAGCCGGGGGGCAGCGGGCAGCUGAGAAAACAGGAGAGUGAAACGAGCACGGAUGAAGCUCCGUUCUACGAGGAGGGCAGCGAGGGGCAGCGCAGCCGCACGUGCAGCACCGGGCAGUCGGACACCGAGGGCUCUGCGCUGCGCUGCACUGCAGGAGAGCACAGCGACCCCGAAGAGGAGCCUGAGAGCAUUGCCACCGCUGCAGCUCAGCAGUGAGAGCAGCCCCAGGCAGUGAUGGCUCAGCUGAUGAAGCUCGAGUUGCUGCUUGUGCACAACGACGGGCAUUUUGAUGUUCGGCCCUCCCCGCGUUGCACGGUCUCAGGGUUUUUUGGAUGUGUGUUUGAUCUCCAAAAUCUAUGCUGUGAGGGCAGCGGGGGGAGAUGCAGGAUGCCUGAACCAAGCUAGCAGCCCUCUCCACCGUGAGCUUUUUGGCUUUUUGUUUUGUUUUGUAUAAGGUAACCCUUCAAUGCAAACCCACUACCUCUGCUGGCAACGGAACUCGAAGGGUUAAAGAGGACCAAAGUGGUUUUUAAAGUUAUGAAACUUUUCUGCACUGAAGCAUAGAAAAAAAAAAAAAAAAAAGAGCUUAGAAAGAGCUGAAAGCUGCUUUCCUUCCACCACUCUGCUCAUAUCCACACUGCUCCCCACUGCCUUCAGAGGCCAGGAGCCCAAUAGGUCCAAAGAAACUGCACGUAUCCGAAGCUGUUCUCUAAUACUCAGACCAUUCCUCAGUGAAAUGCUGGGUACUCCCUCACCUCUUGUGCCACCUCCUCCUGUCUCAGUCCUCUGCUGCAGGCAGGGAGGGCAUCCAUGCAGACCAGGCAGCAAAGGGAGAGCUGGGACUGCUUUCCAGCCAAGGAAGCCGAGCAGAGCGGCGUCCCAGCUGGAGAUGCACUGAACUGGAAGGAUUAACAGAGCUCAUUAAUGGAGGAUGAGGUGAUGGAGAGGAGGUGGGAUCCCUUUGGAGGAUCAUCUCCACCAGGAAGAGCGGGCUGCUAACGGCCACAGCUCUCAGACAAAUCAGAAAAGCAUCUCAACACAAGAGAUAAAAAGGUACACGAAACCAAAGUUCCAUUUACAGCCAACUGGUUUGUAACUGAGCCAAAGGAGAGCUCCAGAUACCUGGGGGCACAUCUGCUCCAGAGCUCUUCGCCACGACGCCGCUGGAUCCUUCCAGCACAUCAUUCUCAUGGCAGCAGGAAAAUGAAGCUGAGUGCCACCUGUUGCUACCAGAACUGCUACUGCAGCGGUACCACGAGUGCGUGCGAGGAUGGAUGAUGGUGAAUGAGAGUGAAGGAAGGGACAAAAGCAAUGCUUGAGCUUCACAUGGUACCGAGCGCCCUUCUAUUUGUAUAUAAAGUCAGCAUGGAGAAAGGAAAAAUGUUCUUUUGUGACAAUGCCUGUGCUGCUGUAUGAAGCUGCAUUCUGUGUUUUGCUGCGUUCAGACUGUUGUGCUUCCAGAAAGAAUAAAAUCCCUGUGUUCUAA
This is a messenger RNA of Phasianus colchicus (ring-necked pheasant), 5028 nucleotides long. Lineage: Eukaryota; Metazoa; Chordata; Aves; Galliformes; Phasianidae. The record is from RefSeq and is a predicted model, not a curated record.